Molecule: messenger RNA, 1054 nt
Organism: Closterium sp. Yama58-4
Lineage: Eukaryota; Viridiplantae; Streptophyta; Zygnematophyceae; Desmidiales; Closteriaceae
Source: the annotation of a GenBank genome assembly
GGACCUUUCAAGUAGUGACUUAACCGGAUCUAUACCAUCCAGCAUCGGAAGCUUGAGCAGCCUGACACAUUUAGAUCUCUGGAAUAACAGCUUAACCGGAUCCAUCCCAUCAGCCCUUUGCACAUUGAGCAACUUGGCAUAUCUAGCUCUCUCAUGGAACAGCUUGAUGGGAUCAAUCCCUCCAGCUAUCGGCAACUUGGUCAAGCUUACACAUCUGGACCUGUCAGGUAGUGGCUUAUCGGGAUCGAUCGCAUCGACCAUUAGCAGCCUGACCACGUUGUCACAUAUGGAUCUUUGGAGAAACACUUUCACUGGAUCGAUUCCAUCAGCCAUUGGCACCUUCACCAACCUGUCAUACCUGGACUUGCACAGAAAUGGCUUCACCGGGUCAAUUCCAUCAGCCAUCGGCAGCUUGAGCAAGCUGAUAGCCCUGGAUUUGAGCGCAAACAACAUGAAUGGAUCCAUUCCACCAGCCAUUGGCGGCUUGAUCAAUCUGGCACAUUUGGAUGUAUCACAAAAUGACCUCACAUGUCCACCUAAUUAUGACAGUUGUGGAGUCAAACAGACCACCUGGAGUGCCUUCUGUAAAGAAUGCGACUCUUUCUGCAAUACUUGCUCCAUCACAACACCACUGGCAUCUCCCCCCCCGCCUGGAGCUUCACCCUUCCAAUCUGAAGGUGGUCUGUCAACAGGAGCCAUUGCUGGCAUUGUGGCUGCUGCCGUGUGUGCCCUGCUGCUACUGCUGCUGACUGGCGUGCUGCUAGACAGGAGAGGUUGCAUGAAGGAAGCAGGCAUGUCCGCAGCAGCAACAGCAGCAGCAGCAGGAGGAGGAAAGGAGGGAGGUGUGGUGGUGGAUCCAGAGGCAGCACGGCCACAUGUAUGCCACGAAUACUCGCUGGAAGAGCUGGCUAAGGCAACGGCGGACUGGGCGGAGGGGAACAGAAUUGGCAGUGGCAGUUUUGGUGAUGUGUACAAGGGUGUGUCGCCUCAUUGCAGCACUCAAGUUUGGGCCGUCAAAAGGGCCCGAGUGCUCACCAACGACUUCCACAGAGAG